Messenger RNA from Sus scrofa (pig), 4200 nucleotides. NCBI's taxonomy places the organism in Eukaryota, Metazoa, Chordata, Mammalia, Artiodactyla, Suidae. The record is from RefSeq and is a predicted model, not a curated record.
AUGAAAACAGAGCAGUAACUGAAUCCACGGGGGAGGCUGGGUCCAAGCCUUCUCAUUUCUGUGGGUGCUAAUCUGAAGUUCCUUCCUUCAUGAGACUAUCCGCCCAUUUUGGCAGAACAUUCGUGUAAAACCAAAAUUUCACAUAUGGAACUCUCAAGUCACCCAUCUGCCACCACCCACCUUAUUUUUUGGGGUUGAAAAUUUGUCACAGGGACAAAUGUUAUCUCCUACGAUUUGAGAACCAAAAAUGAUCCGACAGCAUCAAAAAGUUCACCUAAACUACGUUAAUGGGGUAUCAGUGCCUUGCUCCUCUAUUCCCCUCACCCCCAGAAUGGGUUUAUCAGUGUAUUAUUUAUAUGUGCAUAUAUAUACAUAUAUAAUAUUAUAUUUAAUUAUCUUCCGUACUCUGAGCUUUUUGAAAAUUGUGCUUAAUUUUCAUUUUGGAUAAAUACUCAUCUUUUUGAGAAUUUAUUAUCAUAAUGGUUCCCAUGGAAACAGACAUACAUUCUAGCUCAUAAGGGAGGUCGUGGUACAUGUUACCGGACUUCGUGAGCAAUUGCUAGGGAGGUUGUGAAACCGGGCUGAACUUUAAAGUCAAAAGCCGGCACUAUUUUUUUGGCCCUUGCCGCCUCACGUACUUUGUGCCGCAAUUGCAACUUCUGUGCUCUGCUCAGGAACUUUGUACUGAGAGGAGUUAACGAAAACUUGCUCGUGUCUCUCAGCCCCGGGCGGCCGCUCAGGGCGAUAAAACGUCCCCUGUCCUGGCACGCCCAGCCCGCGGUUGAGACUGCAACCGUGAUUGACCGGCAGCUGCCUGACCCGCGGCGCUGGUUCCCCGCUGACCUGAGCCCUCCCGCCGCACGUCCUGCGCCAGCAGCCAGACUCCGCAGCGGCGCCUAGGGACCUGACCGCGCCAACCCGCCCGGGAGCCCCUCGGUCAUCCGCCCGCCCAUGUUCUUGGCCAUCAGGAGGGCCAACCAGCUCUUCCACAGUGUCUUUCCUAUCCGGAGAAUGGGUGACUCCGCUUCCCGGAUUGUCCGCCCCCAGGAGGCCUUGCCAGGCCGGAAGGAGCCGAUGGCCGUAGAGGCCAAGCAUCACGUCAAUGGCAACAGAACAGUUGAACCUUUCCCAGAGGGAACACAGAUGGCUCUAUUUGGCAUGGGCUGUUUCUGGGGAGCUGAAAGGAAAUUCUGGACCCUGAAAGGAGUAUAUUCAACUCAAGCUGGUUUUGCAGGGGGCUACACUCCCAAUCCUACCUAUAAAGAAGUCUGCUCAGGAAGAACUGGCCAUGCAGAAGUAGUCCGAGUGGUGUACCAGCCAGAACACAUCAGCUUUGAGGAACUGCUCAAGGUCUUCUGGGAGAAUCAUGACCCGACCCAAGGCUUGCGCCAAGGCCAGGACCACGGUUCUCAGUACCGCUCUGCCAUCUACCCAACCUCCGCGGAGCACAUGGAGGCAGCCCUGAGGUCCAAAGAGGACUACCAGAAGUCUCUCUCUUUUUUCUUUCUUCUCUCCGUGUCAAGCUGCUCAGGCUACCAUACAAAAUACUGCAGACUGGGGGGCUUAAACCACAGAAAUCUAUUGUCUCACAGUUCUUCUGAUGCCUCUGAAUUUAAAAUUGCAGUGUUGGCAGGACUGGUUCCUUCUGAGGCUGUGAGGGAAGGCCUUGCCCCAGGCCUCUCCGUGGCUUGCAGACAGCUGUCCUUCCCUGCGUCUUCUCAUUACCUGCCCUCUCCCAGCACCUGUUUCUGUGUCCAAAUUAACCCCUUUUAUGACAACUCCAGUCAUAUUGGGUUAGGGCCUUAACCUAAUGGCCACAUUGAACUCAGUUACCUCUGUAAAAACCCUAACUCCAAAUAAGGUCACAUUCUGAGGGCCUGGCAGUUGGGAUUCCAACAUAUCUUUUUGGGGAUGCAUGAUUCAACAGAGAAUGCUCUGUCCGUUGCUGGUAACAAUAGAUUGAAUUAUAAUAAAAAAUAGUCCUCAGAAAUAUAGACAUUACAUCAUGAAAUAAUUAUUUUCACCAUUAACUUGUAUCCUAUUUUUAAAAUCUUCUUUAAUAGAGAUUUAGUUCUUUUAAAAAUAACUUGCAUUGCCUUAAAUUUUGCAACUUUGUGAUAGUUUCAAUGGUAAUUUUCUUUAUAUUGUCUGAUUUGGUUCCACAUUUAACAAUAGGGCCAGGAGCUACUGUAAGGCUGAUCUGUUUUAGAAUUACAUAAAAAGUCUGCUAUGCAGUAGUUCCGAGGAAUGUCUGGAUUCUCCACCUGUCCCCAUGGUUGCAGAAGUGGCAGAGAGGAGGAAGUAGGGGCAAGAGCCUAUCUACUGAGGAAAAGUAUCAGGACGUGCAACUCUGGGUCAGUUCAACCCUGAAAAGCAGAGAGAGCUAACAGAGUCACUGAUGGGACCCCAGUUACUCCUCAGCAUGUCCCCCUCCCUCCGAGGCUGUGAUGUCUGCUUGGGUGAUAGCAGUAAGAACCUUCCAGGUGGCCCUCAAUGGCUCUGCCCACAUGGAAUCCCUCUCUUUGAGUGUGGGUUGGGUUUACUGACUCCAGUGAAUGACAGAAGUGAUGGGAUGUUAUUUAUGAGAUGAGUUUACCACAAGAUUGUGGCUUCCACCCUGGGGGCCCUUUCUCAUUUGCUCUGGGGAAAGCCAGCUGCCAUGCUGUGAGGCAGCCCCGUGUAAAGGCUCACAUGGCAGGGGAUGAAGGCUUCCAAGAACCACAUGAGCAAGCCUGGAAGCCCCUAAACCCCAGUCAUGCUUUCAGAUGAGACUGCAGCCCCAGUGUGACAGUUUGAUUGCAGCCUUAGAAUGGGCCUCAAACCAGAGGCACCCAGCUGAGCUGCUUUGCAGAAACUUCAAGAAUAUAAAUGUUUUGAAGUCAUUUGAGUCUAGUUAUAUUUCCAUUCUAAAAAGCUUUUAAGUAUAAAUUAUCCUUUCUCAUAUCUCUUUUUAUGAUGACUUUUAUGAUAGUGGUGGACUUACCUGCUGGCAGUUAAGCAUGCAGCCUCCAGCCUUGAAUUGCUUCACUUGGUAUGUCAGCCGCAUAACUUUGUAUCAAAUGCCUGAAACUAAGAAAGCCACAUAUCAUAUUCACUCCAGGCAGACACAUAAGGAGGAGAGACCUCUGUCACAAGACUCCAAGCCAGAAGCAAUGGGAGCUUUGUCUAUGAUGGUGGAAGUAUGAAUGGAAUGAAGGGAUGUUUCGAAAGUUGAACUAAUAGAAACUCAGACUUAGAUUGGAAGUAAUGAAUAGAUGAGCGGAGGAGUCCAGGGUGACUUUCAGGUUUCUGGCUAGUGGUGUUUUAUAUGAAGAUCUGGAGGACCAGAGGCAUAUUUAUGGAGACAGUAAGUUAAAUUUGGAUAUGUGGAGUUUAAGGUACCCCUGAUAUGUGCAUUCACUUGGCUGUUAGGAGGAGACGGGGACUGUCCCCACCUUUCAGGGAGGGUUGUUGAGGGUUGUUGUGACUACUAACUGGGUUAAUACUUGUAAAGCAUAGGGCCUGGCACAUAGUAAGUGCUCAACAAAUAGUAGCCCUUUUACUCUGGGGAUUGUCAACUUAUAUUUGGUAAAUGAAGCCUUAGUUGCUGAUUUGAUCACUUAGGAAAAAUGAUGAGUGAUAAAAGGAGACCUAGGACCCAAGGAACACCAACAUUUGAGAGAUGGGUAAGGAAGUGCCCAUACCAUACAGGACACUGUGGCAGGAUUGAUAGAAAAUCACCCCCAAGCAAAAACUUAAAAGUUAGUUCUAUUUGGUUUAAUCCCACGAUAUUUAAUUGUAAAGGCUGUGUUAGUAAUUAAUACUAAAAGUUACCUAUGAUUAGUGCUAUACAUUGAUUUCCUAUUGUAAGGAUUCACAGCCUCUUAAGAAUGAACAGUAAUACUAAGAGACUCUGGAAGGAUAUUAAUUUCCCUCCAGAAUAUCUCAAAAUGAGUUGAUAUUCAGGUGUUCAUAAUGAAGAUUUUAAGUUCAAAAGUUGGUGUCUUCCGUGUGAUGAUGAAGAGGCUAACUUACACCUGAUUUGCUGGUUUCCACCCCAACAUAGCUUCCUAUCCUUCAAUUUGAGUGGACCCACAUUGAUGUUAGACACUGAUACACAUAUGAAUUAAAAUUUAGAUAUUAAAUAUUCUUUUUUUUUUUUUUUUGCUAUUUCUUGGGCUGCUCCUGUGGCAUAUGAGGGUUCCCAGGCUAGGGGUCCAA